Messenger RNA from Ectocarpus sp. CCAP 1310/34, 3132 nucleotides. Lineage: Eukaryota; Phaeophyceae; Ectocarpales; Ectocarpaceae. The record is from the annotation of a GenBank genome assembly.
AUGCUCUCGGUCGGUUGGCCUUCAUGUCACCGACCUUUGUUCUGCUCUGCUUCGGUGGUGGCGGUGGCGUUGGGGGCCCCGCAGGAGAACGUGUACCCGAAGGGCCCGUCGGUCCAGUUCUACAAGCUCUUUUUAGAGGACACUUUCAAGGAGAAGCUCGAGAGGUUCGGGGCCAUCGCGAUCAUGGAAUGGGACGUACGGGUAGCGCACGACAAGAGCUUCGAGAAGCUCUACAUAGCUGCCUUCGACGUUGUCGAGCCCUUCUGGGUGAAGGGCAGCGUCCUCGCCGGGACCAACUUCCACGGCACGGCCACGAUCACGGACAACUGGCGCAUGCUUGGACACAUCAACGGCAACGCCAUCUACAACAAUUCCGACCCGGCGUUCGCCGACUUCGUGGAGUUUACCCUCGCCAGGUGGGGGUACAGCUACAGCUACGAUGUCGCGCUGUGGGCGACCGUCUCGGAUUUCCCGUACAGCUGGCCGCUGUGGCAGCGGUUCUCGAGCAAGUUCGUCUCGACCAACUUGAUCGCAAACGUCGGCUUCCUCGACGUCGACCAAGAAACCCUGGGGAACGCGCUGGCGAGCGAGACGAUGUUCAUCCAUGGCAGUCUUUCCGGCGGGGGCGGCACCCAGUUCGCCUCAGGUGCCACGGCCGAGAAGGGGGGUAACGCGGCGGCGGCAUCGGAGGGCGGGAACUCGCUCAGGAUAAUGGCGUCCUUGGAGGCCAACGCAGCGGGGGAGGACGUCGGCGGCGGUGGCCCUUCCAUCAGGCUGGCCACGCCAGAGUGUCGGACGGAGUGCGGCAGCACCGUGAGCUGGGACCUUCUUGGCGGCGGCGGCGGCGAGGAUGGCGUCAUGGACAUAGCCACUGUCUGCGACCACGCCACGUGCUCGGCUGCUACGGCGGGGAGCGCGGACGGGAAGCCAGGCGCGUGGUCUUGCGGCGCCGGCGACGAGGAGAGGUUCGGCAAGCACUGCCGCUCGUGCUACUUCGAUGCCGAGGAGGCCCUCAAGGCCGACCGGAUCCUGCAGAAUCAGGCGCGUGAGGUCGGCGAGGUGCAGCCCCGCCACGUCAUCAUGUGCGACACUCUUCGCCCCCCGGAGGCCUCGACCUGCAGCCUCAAGUGCGCACUGAAGAAGGAUACAGCACGCACAAACUCAAGCAUGCGCCCUCCCGAACCUCAUGUAAACCCCGUCUGGCUGUAUGUACCACCGCAGAUUUGUGACGACAGGUGCGAGUCUGGGCUCUUCGGCAACUACAACUGCAACUGGAGAGAUCACGGAGCAUUACUCUGGACGCAAAUGAUCUUGUUCACCCCCGCGCCAGAGCAUUGUCGGUUCUGCUUCGACGACACGGCGGCCGCGAUCGUGGCGGAUGAGACAGCCAAGCGCAUGGGGGGCAGGGUCAUCAUGUGCAACACGCACGAGCCCCCGGUGGAGCGGACUCAGGCCGAGAUGGAUGCCUUGGAGAAGAAGCGAAUCGAGCACGUCAUGGAGGCGACGGCGUCAAAGAUGGCGAACGCGGCUAAACAGGGGAAAAAAACGUCUAACACGAAAGGGCAUGCCAACCCCGGCGGAAAGGCCGCCGGUGAUGAGGGGGAACCUGACGCCCCGGUGCACCCUGCGAUGAUAGAGUACUCGGAAAACCUGCUUCGCGGGGAGAUGUGCGCGUUCUCCACGGCGUACCACUUGUACCUGCGGGAGACCGAGGCAAGCGUGAGGAGCCUGGCGCAUUUCCUGCCCGGCAUGAGGGUGCGGCUUGCGGUGGACACUAUCCACUUCUCCGUGUUCAAUCGGACCCUCGGCGGCUACCCAGACGUGGAAAUCGUCAACGCGACCACGACGGGGGGUCACGCCUCCCUUCUCGCCGACGUUCACUGCGGCGAGGGCACCAAGCUCAUCCUCUACCUCGGCCCGGGGGACGUCGUGUCCCGCCCUUUCUCGAAGAAGGACACCCACGGCACCUGUGGGCAGUUGCUCGUCCCAUACACGGAGCCCGACAGACUGGACGAGUACCACGUCAGGCGGACUCAGGCCACGACCUUCUUGCUCGGCUUCGACGCGCCCUCCUUUUCGUAUGGAGCGGAUCUCUUCUUGCCCGCGUGGGUUAACCCCGAGUUGCGCCGCGUUCUGGCGAGCGGGACAGCGCUCCCGUCCAAGGCAUGGGAGCCCGAUGACAGAGACUUCCAGCGGAUAGCCAUGUCUAUCUUGAUGAAAACCGAGGACGCCUUCGUCCCGGAGCUGCUGGCGGUGCUGGCGUACUCGCGGAACCCUCCGGAGAUCUGGUUCCUCAACCCGACGCAGUGGGUGACCCACCACAUGUUCAAGCACGCCUCCGUGUGGGACAUCCCCCUCGUCAAGCCCCGCUUCUUGUGCUCGGUAAACCUGUUGCUGGCGAAGCAAGGCGAUGACGUCGCGCGCGAGCUCAACAGGUUCGCUGACUUCAGCGACGGGGGCCGUGGCAAGAAGUGCGAGAUGGGCUACCUGCCCCUAGACACCUCCAAGCUCCACGCCAAGCCCCACGUCGAGUACGGCUGCGCGGCGACAAACCACCGCCCCAUGCCCAUGGUGGAGGACCAGCGGGUGAGCCUGUUCUACGACGCAACCGUGGCCCCCGCCGCCGUCGCCGCUGCCGACAAGAACGGCGUCGGCGGCGUCAGGAACGACACCCACGCCGAAGGCGCCCGGAUGCUCAACGCCACGCUCCCGACGGUGCUGAUGAACUUCCCUGGCGCUCUGGAGGCGGUGAUCGUCGUCCCGAACACGGACGCGUGGAGGGAGUACCAGCUGGUCGUGGGGGUGCACAAUAAUAGCGACACCCCUUUCGACAUCAAGGUCGUUAACGUCGGCGAGGAUGAUGCUAGCUCGGACUGGGUGUCUAAAGACGGGACGGGGAGCGGGCUCGGCGAGGAGGCGUUGCCUCGGAAGGCGAUUGGACAGCGUCGGGGCAGCGAGGCGGAGGAACAGCCGUUCCCCCCCCUGUGGGCCGACACGUACUGCUCCGGGAAGUUUGUCCUGCACCUGGACCUGAACUCCGUACUGCUCGAGAGAAUAACGUACGACCACAUCUUCCAUUUCGAGAAGCCUGUCAUCCCCUUCAAUAGGUUUCAAGACGUAGAGGAGGACUGA